Messenger RNA from Stegodyphus dumicola, 1455 nucleotides. Its product is annotated as gastric triacylglycerol lipase-like. Gene Ontology annotation, biological process: lipid metabolic process. Gene Ontology annotation, molecular function: hydrolase activity, acting on ester bonds. NCBI's taxonomy places the organism in Eukaryota, Metazoa, Arthropoda, Arachnida, Araneae, Eresidae. The record is from RefSeq and is a predicted model, not a curated record.
GGAGCAGUCAAUCGCAGUCACAUAAGUUUUUUACAACAACUGUAAUAACAUGGCAUGUUUACACAGCGUCUCUAAAUGUGCUGCUUUAAUCUUCGUCGUUUUAUUGACACUGAACGAAUGUAACUGUAAAACGAUACCUCGUCAUAUUGACUUACUCUAUGAUCCCGACAUGGGUAGAAAUGUGAGCUUACUGAUUUCAAGUAAGGGUUACCCUGUAGAAGACCACUAUGUCCAAACUAAAGAUGGAUUCAUAUUGUCCAUGCAGAGGAUCCCUCACGGCAAAGUCAACAAGAACACUGGGCCGAAAGAUGUGGUAUUCUUACAACAUGGUCUCCUCUCUGCUUCGUCCGACUGGGUCAUAAAUUUUCCUAACGAGAGCUUAGGAUUUAUUUUGGCAGAUGCUGGUUACGAUGUUUGGAUGGGAAAUGUCAGAGGCAAUACGUACUCCAGACGUAAUGUGAACUACACUCCCGACAAGAAGGAAUUCUGGAAUUUCAGUUUUGACGAGAUUGCAGAACGCGAUCUACCAGCUAUGAUAGAUUACGUUCUGAACUCUACUGGGCAGAAGGACUUGUUCUACGUCGGCCACUCUCAGGGAACGACAGUCGCCUUUGCCCUUCUUUCCGAAAAGCCAGAAUACAAUGAAAAGAUCCGACUUUUCGUAGCUUUAGCGCCUGUGACGACUGUGGGAUACAUUACUUCAGCCAUCAGUUACCUGGCACCAUUUACUUCAGAAGUUGAUUUCCUGUUUAAACUUCUGGGUGUAAACGAGUUCUUGCCGAAUAGCGAAUUGAUGAAGCUGCUGAGUGAAUUCGUUUGCGAUACCAGAGAGCGAUUCAUCUGUGAGGAUGUAAUGUUUCUUUUCUUUGGCACAGACCUGAAAGAGUUGAAUGAAACUCGAAUGGCUGUAUACUCAGCUCAUACGCCAGCUGGAACUUCAACAAAAAGCAUAGUGCAUUUUGCUCAAAUGGUUAAUUCCAAGAAGUUUCUAAAAUAUGAUUACGGUAAAAAAGGAAAUCAGUUAAAUUAUAACCAGCCCACUCCACCGGAGUAUGACGUUUCAAAGAUAACGACACCUGUCGCUCUCAUCUGGUCCCUGAAUGAUAAAUUAGCGGAUCCGACAGACGUUGGGCUUCUCCAAAAGAAACUUAGGUCCAUGGUAUCAUCUUCCUGCGUAUCAUUUCCACUUUUUAACCAUGGAGAUUUCGUACUGGCUGUUGACGCUCCUAAGCUGGUGUACAAUGAAGUGUUGGGCCUUUUCCAGAGAUUCUCCCACUGAACUUUCGAUGCAUAACUGUUUAAUAUAAGCUGUGAGAUAAAAAAUUCACACUAUCAGGAAUAGUUACACUGACCCGAAGGGAAUGUUUUUAUUUAUUUAUUAGCUAUUCUUGAAUUUGAAUGGUGAAAUAUGUACAGAUUUAAAAUGUUAUUAAAAUUUUUAUUUGUAAGUAUGCA